Molecule: messenger RNA, 1226 nt
Organism: Cucurbita maxima (winter squash)
Lineage: Eukaryota; Viridiplantae; Streptophyta; Magnoliopsida; Cucurbitales; Cucurbitaceae
Product: tropinone reductase homolog At5g06060-like
Exons: 5
Coding region: 113-1117 (334 amino acids)
Molecular function (GO): oxidoreductase activity
Source: RefSeq, a predicted model, not a curated record
GGAUCACUUUUGAAAAUAAAACACAAUUUGGAUUAAUUUUACAAUUUUCGAAGGUGUUGUUGAAACUCAGACUGGCGAGACCUGCUAUCUGUUGAGGCCAUUCCCAAGAACAAUGUUCUUGGCUCUUGUUUCACCUUCACCCUUCGAUUCACUCUCUUCUUCUACCUUCAAUCCCUCACAGCCCCAUCGUUCAACAUUUUCUUCAUCUCCUAUUUCCCGCUCCCUCAAACCUUUUUGGCUUCCCACAUCAAAUUCAACUCACAAACUCGUUAAACGCCUCAAAUCCAUUAGAAAUCAAGCUGAAUCCGACUUCAAAGCCAAAAAUGGCAGCACACCAGGCGACCAUCGGUGGUCUCUUCACGGAACGACGGCCCUCGUUACCGGCGGCACUCGCGGAAUCGGGCGUGCGAUUGUGGAGGAAUUAGUGGGUUUUGGUGCGAGAGUGCAUACUUGCUCUCGGAAUGAGAGUGAGCUGAAACAGUGUUUGAGGGAUUGGAAGGAUUUGGAGUUCGAGGUUUCUGGGUCAGUUUGUGAUGUGUCUGUUCGAGCUCAGAGAGAGGAGCUAAUGAAGACUGUGGCUGAUACUUUUAAUGGGAAACUCAACAUUCUUGUAAACAAUGUGGGUAGAAAUAUACGAAAGCCAACAACAGAGUUCACAGAUGAAGAAUUUUCUUUCCUUAUGAAAACGAACAUCGAAUCUGUCUUCCAUUUAUCUCAACUCGCUCAUCCUUUUCUAAAAGCCUCGGGCGAGGGGAGCAUCGUGUUCAUGUCCUCCGUGUCGAGCUUUGUCUCUCUGAAGUCCAUGUCUGUUCAAGGAGCAACAAAAGGAGCUAUCAAUCAACUCACAAAAUAUUUAGCUUGUGAAUGGGCAAAAGACAACAUAAGGAGCAACGCGGUCGCCCCGUGGUACAUCAAAACGUCAAUGGUAGAACAAGUGUUGAGUAACAAAGCAUACGUCGAAGAGGUAUAUUCUCGAACUCCACUUCGACGACUCGGAGAACCGAGUGAGGUAUCAUCUCUGGUUGCAUUCCUUUGCCUACCUGCUUCAUCUUAUAUUACUGGCCAAAUCAUUGGUGUCGAUGGAGGGAUGUCUGUUAAUGGCUUUGAUCCAAGUUAACAUUAGAAGGAACAGAGAUAUUGAAUGUUUUUCUACAUAGUAUUCUAGUGAUCAUUUGUUUGUUUAAGCGUCCAAAUUACUGAAUAAAGCUAGCCCGAACGAUUGUGAU